Juglans microcarpa x Juglans regia is the source of this 1422-nucleotide messenger RNA. Its product is annotated as dr1-associated corepressor-like. Gene Ontology annotation, biological process: regulation of DNA-templated transcription. The record is from RefSeq and is a predicted model, not a curated record. The coding region runs from base 212 to 1078 and encodes 288 amino acids. Gene Ontology annotation, cellular component: nucleus. The transcript has 6 exons. Gene Ontology annotation, molecular function: protein heterodimerization activity. Lineage: Eukaryota; Viridiplantae; Streptophyta; Magnoliopsida; Fagales; Juglandaceae.
UUAAUUUUCUUCGUCAAACUCGUACGGAUGGAUAUGCCGUUGGAACAAAAACUCUAUUUUUGGGGUAAAAUCUGAAAACUUUCGGAUCUGAGACGCGUUUUCGUGGAUUUAGCUGUCACGAUGAUGAUCCUGAUGAUAGUAGCAACGAUUUUGUGUUAAAAAUCUCGAUUAUCGUUUGAAAGUUUUUGUGUUAUGCCUCAGAUCUGACAACAUGAGGAAGAAGCUCGAUACUCGAUUUCCUGCCGCUCGGAUUAAAAAGAUAAUGCAAGCUGAUGAGGAUGUUGGGAAGAUAGCGUUGGCAGUGCCUGUUUUAGUUUCUAAAGCACUGGAAUUAUUUUUGCAAGACCUUUGUGACCACACAUAUGAGAUAACCCUUCAGAGAGGGGCAAAGACUAUGAGUGCAUUGCAUUUAAAACAUUGUGUGCAGAGCUAUAAUGUGUUUGAUUUUCUGAGGGAGGUAGUCAGCCGAGUUCCAGACUAUGGUCAUGGCCAUUCUGAUGCUGCUGGUGAUGAUCGUACCAUUCCAAAGAGAAGAAAAGCUGCAGCUGAUGAAAGCAAUGAAAGUGAUGAGGAGUUGAAGAAGAGCAGGAUGGAGAUGAGUCAUGCCGGCAGCAGUGGCAGAGGAAGAGGUCGGGGUCGAGGAAGAGGCCGUGGACGAGGUCGAACAGCAGAAAGAGAAACUUCCCAUCUUGAUACAGGACCCGAUCCCUCUACAUCAAUUCAGCAUAGCCACAGACACAAUCAGAACCCUGAUACAUUGAUGGAAAAUGGUUCUGAGGCAAAGGAAUUUUCAAAAGAGAAUAUUGCAGUUGCAGAUGCUGCCAACCCAGCAGCUCGAAAUUUUGAUCUGAACGCCCAUGUUGAUGAGAAUGAGGGCACAAAGACCACAGCAACAGCAGCAGCAGCAGCAGCAGCCCCUGCAUCCAUAGCCGGUCCUUCCACUGAGACUAGGCAUGAAGAAUUACCAGGCUGGUCUCUUUCUGAUGUGGACAAGAUGGCCAUUGACCCUCUUCAUCUGGCACACCUCAGCACAAGGUUAGAUGAGGAGGAGGAGGAAGAUUAUGAUGAAGAGGACUAACUAUGCAUGAAACAUCGUAGUGGUUAGUUAUUGGAAACAGGUAGAUGCUAAGCUCAUGGUGGCAAGAGAUGAGUACGAAGGUGUCCCCUUUGUUGUAGAUGAAAGCAUACCCCCAUGCAGUUUCCGCUAGAAGAUCUGGAAGGUUUUUAAUUCUCUUUAUUAGUUUUUCUCUACAUUAUGACAGGUUUCUGUAAUACCAGUUGCUAGUUACAAUUUCCAGAGGUAGCUUCCUGAUAAUUCAAGAAAUAUUAGACUGGGUACUUCAGUCUAUAAUCAAUGUAUGGCAGCCUUGGUAGAGGUAGAUUGCCCUUUGAGAAACUCCUCCUUAUAGUACUUUUUUCUUA